Messenger RNA from Stegodyphus dumicola, 939 nucleotides. RefSeq lists its product as uncharacterized. The record is from RefSeq and is a predicted model, not a curated record. NCBI's taxonomy places the organism in Eukaryota, Metazoa, Arthropoda, Arachnida, Araneae, Eresidae.
AUGAUUCUACAUAAAUGGCACACCAAGUCUCAAGAACUGCGUGAAUUAUGGAUUACAGAAGGUAAUGAAUCUGAGGAAUCUAGUCAUGUUUCGGAAGCCAGAAAUCCUCCAUUGAAAGUGUUAGGAGCCGCUUGUGACAACCAAACAUCCCCAGAAAAUUGUCAUUAUUGCUAUGGUAAAUGUAAUCCCGCUGAUAUGGCUGCGAGAGGAGCUAAAUUUCAUGAGUUGAAAAACAAUCCUACCUGGUUUCAAGGACCAGAAUGGCUUAGCAUGUCAACUGAGUUGUGGCCUGGACAGAAUGAAGGGAACCCUGUCAUUGAAGAAGAAUUAGAAUACCGCAAGAACAUUAAUGAAAUUGUGUGCACGGCAGUUGAAGAAAGGGUAAUAGACAUCUCAAAAUAUAGUCAUUUAAGAAAACUGUUAAGAAUAACUGGUUGGAUGAAGCGAUUCAUCGGUAAAAUUAGAAAAACAAACCAUUUGACAGGUCCAUCAAGAAUUGAAGAAAUAGUAGAUGCCGAAAACCAGAAUGAGAUACUGAGAGCAGGUGGAAGAUUAGAACAUUCUAGUUUGUCACAUGAUGAAAAACAUCCGGCAAUUCUUUCAAAAGACUCCUGGCUAACAAAUUUGAUAGUAGAAAGUGCACGUGUUAAAAUGAUGUAUGAAGGAGUAGCAACGACCUUAGCUGAAAUUCAAAGUCGUACCACUUCUCAACUUCCAGAAGAUAGAAUUAAUGAGACACCACCAUUUUACAUGUCUGGCAUCGAUUUUGCUCGACCGAUUUACAUAAAAAACAUCAAAGGAAGUCAAAAAGCCUAUGUUACUUGCGCUAUCACUAGUGCCAUACAUCUGGAACUUGUACCGAAUCUCUCUACAAAUUCGUUCUUGAUCGCAUUCAAAAGAUUCACAUCUAGAAGAGGCAAUUGUCAAGAAACGUCCUAG